Betta splendens (Siamese fighting fish) is the source of this 5315-nucleotide messenger RNA. RefSeq names its product scavenger receptor class B, member 2a (gene scarb2a). The transcript has 13 exons. Gene Ontology annotation, biological process: protein targeting to lysosome; receptor-mediated endocytosis. Lineage: Eukaryota; Metazoa; Chordata; Actinopteri; Anabantiformes; Osphronemidae. The record is from RefSeq and is a predicted model, not a curated record. Gene Ontology annotation, cellular component: membrane; lysosome; cytoplasm. Gene Ontology annotation, molecular function: scavenger receptor activity. Bases 298 to 1890 code for a protein of 530 amino acids.
CGCCUCGACGCGCUCAGCGCCGCUGUUUCAUUCCGCCGCCGCCUCCGAGCAGCUCGGUCCCGCUGCUCCAGCACUGUUAUACUUUUUGUUCCAUAAGAAGUGCCAACGCUUUUGAUAGUAGCCCCGCCCGCUCCGGACGGGUAGAGAGACGUUCAAAGCAGCUGCUGCUCGGGAGACGGCGGACGCGACGCGCGCCGUGCCUUCGACAACUUCGCUCCCACGUUUCUGGGGAGACUCGAACGCCUCGCUUCGCCGAAGUUGCGUCCGCUCGAGAGGGACAGAACAUCCGCCGGCAUCAUGACUCGGAGGUCCUGUGCCAUCUACGCCACCGGGAUCGUGUGCGCUCACCUCCUGAUCGUGGGAAUCGCCCUGGUCGUGGCUCAAGUCUUCCAAACCAUGAUUCACAGCCGGUUAAAGAAGGAAAUCACUUUGACGGAGAAGAGCCAGGUGUUUGAGUCAUGGAAGAACCCCCCUCCCCCCGUUUACAUGGAGUAUUACUUCUUCAACGUGACCAACCCAGAGGAGUUCCAGGCAGGAGGCAAGGCCUCUGUGAAGCAGAUUGGACCCUACACAUACAGGGAGUACAGGCCAAGGGAAAACGUUACCUUCCUGGAAAAUGGCACCAAAGUCUACGCCCUCAACCCCAAAUCCUUCGUCUUCGUGCCUGAGAAGUCGGUGGGUGACCCCGAGGUCGACCUCAUCAGGACCGUCAACAUCCCAUUCGUGGUGGUGAUGAACGAGCUCAACUCCUACUCCUUCUUCCUGCGCUCCUUUGUGUCCAUGUACAUGAGAAGCCUGGGCGUCGAGCUGUUCAUAACCCGCACGGUGCACGAGUUCCUGUGGGGCUUCAAAGACCCCAUUCUCACGAAGAUCCACUCCAUGAAGCCGGACGUCGACGAAUACUUUGGGCUGAUGUGGAAGAAAAAUGGCACCCAUGAAGGAGAGUUUGUGUUCCACACCGGGGAGGAGAACUACUUGGAUUAUGGCAAGAUUGACACGUGGAACGGCCUGAGGCAGAUGUCGUGGUGGUCCUCCAAUCAGAGCAACAUGAUCAACGGGACGGACGGCGCGGUCUUCCACCCCCUGAUCAACCGAAACGAGCUGCUCUACAUCUUCGCUGCUGAUCUGUGCAGGUCUAUUCAUCUAGCUUACGUGGACGACGUGGAGGUGAAGGGCAUCCAGGCGUACCGCUUCGCCCCACCGAGCGACGUCCUCAUGAGCCCCACAGACAACCCCACCAACGCCGGCUUCUGCGUGCCGGCCGGAGACUGCCUGGGCACCGGGGUGCUCAAAGUCAGCGUCUGCAGACAAGGUGCUCCCAUCGUGGUUUCCUUCCCCCACUUUUACCAGGCCGACCCCAUGUACAUCAAUGCCAUCGAUGGGCUCAGUCCCAACAAGGAGGAGCACGAGACGUACCUCGACCUGCAACCGACCACAGGGGUUCCCAUUCGAGCCUGCAAGCGAGCGCAGCUCAAUAUCAUUCUGAAGAGAGUCCAAGGCUUCCCCGCAACAAAGUUCCUCAACCACACCAUCUUCCCCAUCAUGUUCGUCAAUGAGACGGCGACUAUUGACGAUGAAUCUGCAACCAAGAUGAGGACGCUGCUCCUCAUUUUGACGCUUGUGUCAAACUUCCCUGUGCUCAUUGUGGGCAUGGGCAUCAUCCUUCUGCUGGUGCUCCUCUUUUUGCUCUGCCGAAAUCGCCAGAAGAAGAAUGAAGUAAAACGUAUUGAUUUUACUGAAGCUUUUCAUUCUUUUACUACGGCGAAAGACGACACGGCCUACACUCAGGUCAGCGGCAAACCCGACGAGCCGUCGGAAACCACAGCCAACCAGCCGUCGAAGAACGGCUCCUACAUCGCCAUGUCUCCUGUGGAGGCCCAGAAGUGUUGAUCCGGAGUCGGGCUCCCCAGGCCCGGGACGGGGGCUGAGGGGAGCAGCACGGGGUGUUUCAUGACCGCGGGUGGGGGUAUACACACACUGUGGGCUCCCUUUCACUUAUUUCUGGGGGUGGGGGAGGAUGGGGGGGAGGGGGUUGGGACACAAUCCCCAGAAAAAGUAUAGUCAACAAAGACAUUGCUCCUCUCACUGAGCCUCUUAUGACUCUGUCCUCCUCUGCACUACCUGCUGAGCAUGGCCCUCACUGCCUGCUGUCCUGCAACACAACAACUCCCACACUUUGUAAUUUUUCCUCAUUUCCAUCCCAGUCGACCCAAAACACGAAGGGAGUCCGUCUGGGCUUUGCCAGGACGAGCCUUUAUCUGCAGUUCUUCUGAGGGAACAAACGCAAUCGUCUGAUCAGACGCUAGGCUAACGUGGUUAGCAUCAGCCGAGCAGCGGGGAAAGUCGUUACAUUUCAAACAGUUUAAGGAAAUAUAAUGCCCUGUAUUGUUAGUGUGAAGCUCGGAAUGCUUUAGUUUUGCUAACAAUUGAAGCUAUCAAAUCCUUUUAUACAAAGAAAAUGGACUGAGCCAAACUAUUUAUAGGGUUCUCCCUUGUUUCCUAAGAUAAAUUAGUGCAGCCACACGUCGGCCUCUAAAAGCGUUUGUGUCCUGUUUUAUUGGACAAUAGGCGACUUUUUUUUUUAUUUUGAAAUACUCGUGAUUUUCAUCCACUCCUCACUUCCGCCAACGCCACCUGUUCCUCACAUUCACAACACUAGAAGUAUUCCGAGGCCUCGGCUUCAGGUGAUGAACAGCUAGCUGUAGAAUUGUCGAGACCUUCACCAGUAGCUUAAUGAAAUCGCACAUUCAAGCUUCAUCAGUCGUAAUGAACAGGAGACCCCAUCCACAGAACUUCCAGUGGAGACUUGAACCUGCUUUCUGCCUUACGACCGUUCAUUACUCACCCAUUGUUCAAAUAAGCUGGGAAUCUUUCGCCGUUGUACAUAACAAAGGGGGAAACGUUGCGAUACCUCUGAUCGAAUCCAGCAGGCAGUCGCCCACGUGUGCUGAAGGACACUAACUUGGCCGGGUGUCGGCCGCUCCUCUGUCUACACUGUCGCAUAUUAGAGAAAGCACAACUGGGGCCGCUCAGAGCGGCCUCCGCAGGCUGCCGGCUUCACUCCCAGCCUCUUCUGUACAUAUUUACAGCUGACAAAGUGCCGUGAUGAAUCUAGUGGCGUCGCUGCCGCUGGGAGAGUUGUUCAGUGAUGUCCAGGCAAACGCAGCACGCAACACUUGAAUCACGUUGUCUUAAACGUCACGCCCGAAACGCUCGUCUCCCACGGACCCGCUGGUUUGCACCAGGGGAGCGUGGAUUCAAGGCCAUAAUACUGUCGACGUAGAGAGUUGUCUGCACUUUGCCUGGAACUUGUGCCCUGUGUAUUUACUUGUUUAUGUUGGUCCUUUCACUUUCAUUCUAGUCAUUUCAAAACAGGUGGUCCAUUAUAUUCCGUACAUUUCAACGGUUCGUCCUAGUAUUGGCUGUAAAGGAUGUUGCAGUGAAUUCGCCCACGUAAACAUCGCUGCCUCUGUUAUUUGCUUGUCGGCACAUGGAGUGUCUUUUUUGAUUUACUUUUGUAUUUGUUAUUGCUGCUAAAACACACCUGUGGACUUGUAUUUACCAUGAUGUGCUGGGUUUGUGUGAUCCGCGGAGGCUUAAGCCUUGAAGGCGUUUUGUUGCCAAACCUUUGACACCUGAGCAUAUGAUACAAAGCCCAAAGCUCACCGUAAUUUAUUGGAGUCAGCAGUUACACCUGUCUGUUCGCCAGCUGUGACGUCCUCACAGCUGACUGUUCAUUCCUCUAUAAGCACAUGAUGCGACCAUAUCCUAUGUAUGGGUCUUUUAUUAUGGACUGGGUAAAACUUAGUUAUCUGGUGGCGCCCUGAAAGACGAGCCGAGUGCCAGGAGUCUGCUAGAGAUUGGUCACAUUGAGGUGGAAGGUCUUUCAGAGCAAAUGUCUGACACGCAAAUGUGUUGAUUUAAUUCCUGGUCAUUUUGUUUGUGCUGCUCAGUUUGGUUAGGUCAUCAAUGACUGGAAGAAGAGUACUUCACCUCUGAACCUUCUGGUUUCAAUCAAGACAGAUAAACCUUGAGCAUUAGGUCACAGUUCCCACUUAACGAUUGGUCAAGAAAUAUUUCAGCACAUAAUCAUCCAUUUAAACUAUCUUUGAAGCCACUUAAUCUGCUGCUUCAUUGACAUUGGGAGUGUCUCACCAAAGCACAUUUUCCCAAAUGUUGCAUGAUUCUUCCUCAUAUUUUUUUUAACGUACCAAUCUACAGUCUUGUUCAGACCUGAGUCCUUGCUCUGUGGCCUUCUCUGCUGCUCCUGUCCCAUUUCUACCACACCAACCUUUGAGUCCAGGCCUUCCAACCCGCUGGCUCGUCUCUCCCUGACCAAAGAUAACCCACAGACCGGCCCCAGUGCUAUGUUUACUCUCCUCUGUGAUAAGUUCUGCCACAAAUUGCCUUUUUUUUUUUUUUUCUUAAAACUUGUGCCACCACACACCAACUAUGUGAACUGACUUGCAACAGUGUUGCGUGAGUGUGAACAUGUGUGUAUGUGCCUUUUUUUUUUUUUGAACAAGGCAAAAAGUAAGAAAAAAAAACACUUGGUAAUUUGGUAGAUGAUUCAACAAGUGCAAGAGCAAACAAAAGUAAUCAAUGCUCUUUGUGAGCAGGAAGAAAUCUCAGUAUUAUGUAAGACAAAGCAAUACAAAGUUAUAGUUAUAAAUAGUUGUUUUGUAAGGGGCCACACUAUUUAUGUAUCCUUAUUUUCCUGAUUACUCUUUUUCUUAGUUUCACUUGUGUAGGAGUAUUUUCCUUUUUAUGUAGCAUGAUUUAGGUUUUUGUUUUUUGUAAUAUUCAUCUUGAGUACAUUUCAUUGUGAAACAAAGACCAGUAUGCUACACUGGGACCAGUUGGAGCUCUGAGUGUUCAUGAGUGGUGUAAACGUGUUUGUGGAGCCAAAUGCACCAUUUUGUCAAACUGGAGCGAUUUGCUGGAAGGCUGAUUAUCUUGAUGACUAAUGUACUGAUGCUGUGUGACCUGUCUAGAUGAAUGACGCCCUCCUUCAGGGAUGAGCACUAGUGCCAUACUCUCCUUUAAGUUUCAUUAAUUUGCUUUUUGGUGUAAAGCCAAAUUGCAUCUGCCCUUUCUGAUGUUCUGACAUCACUAACAGACAUUUCCUUUGAAGAUAAACUAAUUUGUUUUGCUGCUGAAAAUGACAAUCUCCUUGUCAUGUGAGGUGCAAAAUGAUUUCAAAUAUUCAUUUUUAGUUUUGAUAAUUUACACUGCACAGAUGUUUCUACAGUGCUUUUGUAAACAUUUCUAGUGUAUUUGCAAAAAAAUAAAAGUUGCAAUAAUGUGCAAAGUUU